Molecule: messenger RNA, 375 nt
Organism: Dovyalis caffra
Lineage: Eukaryota; Viridiplantae; Streptophyta; Magnoliopsida; Malpighiales; Salicaceae
Source: the annotation of a GenBank genome assembly
AUGGCCAACCUAUCUCGCCUUCAAUCUGUUAACAACUCUACGGGAAGAGGUGGGUUGCAGUAUUUUGAGACCUUUGGUCCUUUUUGGGAGUUAAAUACGCAGCCGACCCUGAAAACUCAGAUACAUCACAAGCCGAUUCACCAAUGGGCCAUUGCCCAUAUAAGAUGGGCAGUUUCUUUCUAUUACACCAUUUUAACUUAUCACCGCGGGCGUACCUGCGGAUCCUGGUCGACCAUGAUCGAGGGAGUCAUAGAGCGGCCCAUUUAUAACAAGUUCUUAGCCCCAAGGAUGAGUGGAAUCCUUGAAGAGGGAUGGAUCCCUGACAAAAGAUGGACUCCUCUUCUUAAGGAGCAAUUACCUCAAGGAAUUUCAUAA